This is a messenger RNA of Ruditapes philippinarum (Manila clam), 1277 nucleotides long. RefSeq lists its product as uncharacterized. The record is from RefSeq and is a predicted model, not a curated record. Bases 288 to 1025 code for a protein of 245 amino acids. The transcript is spliced from 4 exons. Lineage: Eukaryota; Metazoa; Mollusca; Bivalvia; Venerida; Veneridae.
AUUCGAAAAUUUUACCUUUCAAGCAAUUGGCCCAUAUAUGAAAAUCAUUGCUAAAGAAUGAAAUUUGUAAUUAAAAAAGCAGCAUAAUAUUUUGUUCAGAACAUUUUAUUAUGUGUACUUACAAUUUAAAAAGUGUUUAAAUUAACAAACUUUCCGAAGAAAUAACUUAAUACCAUAUUUAUCUUGUCAUCUCAUAUAUAUUAUGUUAAUGUGCUUUUAUCUUCAAGGUUUGUCAAUCUGGCCACAUUACAGCUGAAUGGCGUUCACAGCCAGUCCUCAACAGAAGGAUGAACAGCGGCGAUUUUUUGAUUUGUGCAACCAUUCUGACUUCUGGGAACAAUUUUGGGAAGCUGUCCCUGUGGGCCCAGAUGUUACAGCUCAAGUUCCCCUCUGCAAGCCAGUUCAGCAGAAUACAAACCCACUACUUGGUUCCAGCUAUCGACAGCUACUGGGAGAGACAUCAGGAAGAAGUUUUGUCAACUUGUGAAGGAGAUGUUGUUGUUUUAGGGGAUGGACGAAAUGAUAGUCCUGGUCAUUGUGCUCAAUAUUGCUCAUACUCCCUUAUGGAUAACGCAUCAAAACAAAUACUGACGAUUCAGACAAUAGAUAAGCGAAUGACAGGGAGAAAAUCCGCAGCUAUGGAGAAGUUAGGCUUCCAAGCAGCCAUGAAUGAAUUGAAAUCAAAGGAAGUUACAGUUAAGGAGGUUGUAACUGAUGCACACCUGGGUAUUGGAGCACUAAUGAAAACACCAGACUAUGACAAGAUCCAGCAUUCACAUGACAUAUGGCAUGCUGCCAAAAACUUAGGGAAAAAGAUAACAAAGAUAGCAAUGAAGAAAGGUAACAGAGUACUUGGGCCGUGGAUUAAAGAUAUUGUGAACCACUUUUGGUUUACUUGUAAACAGGCAGAAACAAAACAGCAGUUUACACCUGUUUACAGGGUCAGAAACUAUUUGGCUGCAAUCGAUCAUAACAAACAUGUAGACAGACCAAAAGCUGUAAAGAAAGAUGGAACAGUGAGGUAAAUGCUCAGUUUUCAGAUUCUAGGUUGUCCACUGAGUUAAAAUAAAGUGCUGCAAACUCAACACUGGCUUUAAAAGAGAUUCCUAUUUUCAAUGUUUUUGAUGAGAAAGUGAAAUCAAACGAUUAAAAAAAUCAUUAACUAUUAUAAUCAUUGUUCCACAUUCCUUCCUUAACAUGCAAUAGAAAUUUUCAAAAUCCAAAAAUUUCAAAUUUAUUCUGUGAAAUUACUAAAUAUGUUUUCAUAUUUUCCCCUU